Molecule: messenger RNA, 1990 nt
Organism: Nicrophorus vespilloides
Lineage: Eukaryota; Metazoa; Arthropoda; Insecta; Coleoptera; Silphidae
Product: cysteine protease ATG4C
Exons: 7
Coding region: 483-1850 (455 amino acids)
Molecular function (GO): protein-phosphatidylethanolamide deconjugating activity
Source: RefSeq, a predicted model, not a curated record
UGUGGUAACUACUUGAGAUUUCUUUGAAAUACUGCUGAAGACAAGUUUGAAUUUUGACAAUUAUUUAAAUAUUCUGUUUAACUUCAAGAGUUAUUGUGGCAACGUUGGAUGCAUUAAAAUUGUAAAAUUGUUGAAUGCAGAACUACGUCAGAGGACGUAUUUGCACGUAUUUGAACGUAUUUUACCAGUGGUUGCGCGUGUCUGCAUCAGUCUUUAAUAGAAAGCAACUGGCAACUGUGUGGUAGUUUGGUUGCCUGUUUCCAUAUGCCGUUUGCCUGCGUUUGGCUUUGAAACGUUCCAAAAACCACUUAUCUAAUGUAUUUGUAAUCAAAGUGAAUGUCAGAUGCGAUGUUUACUAUGAUCGUGAAACAAUAACGAUAUGUGAAAUCCCAGUGAUUAGUAGUUUCCAGGACUUGGACUUAGCGGGCAAUGUUUUUUAUUUUUUUGUAUCAGUGAGUUUGUGCAGAGCAGAGAAUCAAAAGAUGAAUACCCAAGUGAUAUCAGGGGGCGAUCGAGGCAACAUUUUCUCAACGCUGAACGUAUUCGCAUCCCCAAGCACUUCCAAUGCGAAUAAUAAAUUAGAAGACGAAAAUGGUAUAACAGAUGUUGAGGGAAAGGUGAAAACACGAUUGAUGUCAAUGUGGAAUAAUGUAAAAUUUGGAAUGAAAUUGAAAACAAAUUUUUCCAAAGAAUCUCCUGUAUGGCUGCUAGGCCGAUGCUAUCACAGAAAAAUAGAAAACCCAGAGACUACAGAGCUAGGCACUGACGUUGCAGCAUUCACCAGUCAAGGAAAUCUGGCUACAAAUGAUGAUGAAGGUUUUGAAGGUUUCAAGAAUGAUUUUAUCAGCAGGAUCUGGAUGACCUAUCGUAGGGAAUUUCCCAUUUUAAAUGGUUCCACAUACAGCAGUGAUUGUGGUUGGGGAUGCAUGUUGCGCAGUGGUCAAAUGCUCCUUGCACAAGCGCUAGCUUAUCAUUUCUUGGGAAGGGGAUGGAGGUGGCAACCAGACCAUAUGCCGACUUCAAGGGAUGCUAUACUGAAAGAUAUAACUCACAGGAAGAUUAUCAAAUGGUUUGGAGAUAAGCAAAGUAGAAAUAGUCCGUUUUCCAUUCAUUCCUUGGUAACGUUGGGCGAGAGUUCGGGAAAGAAAGCCGGAGAUUGGUAUGGUCCAGGCGCGGUCGCACAUAUCUUAAAGCAAGCAGUAAAAGUAGCGGCGGAAGAUAACUAUGAGUUUGAUUCGUUAACCGUUUGCGUCGCACAGGAUUGUGCAGUUUAUGUUCAGGAUAUAUUGGAUGAAUGCAGCAACCAAGAUGGUAAAUGGAAGGCAUUGAUAUUAUUAAUACCAGUACGUCUGGGAACGGAAAAAUUCAAUCCUAUCUACGCGCCCGCUCUAACUGCACUUCUAACAUUGGAUCAAUGCAUCGGGAUCAUUGGAGGCAGGCCAAAACACUCGCUGUAUUUCAUAGGCUACCAAGAUGAUAAGUUGAUACAUUUGGAUCCGCACUAUUGUCAGGAAAUGGUAGAUGUAUGGGCUAACGACUUCUCUCUAAACAGCUUCCAUUGUCGAUCUCCGCGUAAGCUUCACCUGAGCAAGAUGGAUCCUUCUUGUUGCUUGGGAUUCUAUUGCGGCACCAAAAAAGAUUUCUAUACUCUAAUUGAUAAUGUGCAAACGACUAUUAAUGUUUCAACAAGGACUGGAAACGGGCCAGAAUAUCCAAUGUUUGUUUUUUGUGAUGGCUACAGCAGGGAUUCCAGACUAUCACCACAGCACUUGCUGCCACCUGAUUGGGAGUACUCAUUGGAGGGUGGUGAUCUGGAAUAUGCGGAAACGGAAGAAUUCGAAGUAUUAUAAUUGAAAACACACUUGUUUGAGGACCAUUUAAUCUAUUAGAUUAGAAGCUUGUUAAUCGAAUUUUUCCCAUAUUUUAUAUUAUAGUUAUAAUUUUAUUUUUGUUUGUUUAACGAAGUCACAAGAAACAAAUCUAAUUCAGA